This is a messenger RNA of Macadamia integrifolia, 2933 nucleotides long. RefSeq names its product zinc-finger homeodomain protein 4-like. Lineage: Eukaryota; Viridiplantae; Streptophyta; Magnoliopsida; Proteales; Proteaceae. Gene Ontology annotation, biological process: regulation of DNA-templated transcription; regulation of developmental process. Gene Ontology annotation, molecular function: transcription cis-regulatory region binding; DNA-binding transcription factor activity. Gene Ontology annotation, cellular component: nucleus. The transcript has a single exon. The coding region runs from base 1619 to 2578 and encodes 319 amino acids. The record is from RefSeq and is a predicted model, not a curated record.
AUCUGCUUUUUGAUCCUUUUCUGUUUUUUUUUUUUUUUUUUCCGACCCACUUAUCUUUCAGACCGGCAAUUUCCUUUUGUGUGCUCUCAUCACUGGUUGCUACUCACUACUAGUACCUAUUACCAUAAGCUAUUGCUUAGUGUUUGACUAGCAAAACCUUCCCCCUCAGACUCUCAUAUCCAUCCUCUCUCUCUCUCUCUCUCUCAGCCUCUUCUGUUCUUCUCCUUCAGCAUCCUACUUGAUCUUCAAUUCUUUAGUAUUAUUAUUAUUAUUAUUAUUUUUUUGUAUAAUUAUUUCCGAUUUAUGCUCUCUUCUUCCGUCUUGUUUGUUAAAACUUCAUUUUUCCUCAUAACCUGUGUUUUUGGUGCAGAAUGUGAUUUUUAGGUUCUAGUUUUGAAAAAUAUUGUGGGGAUUAAUUAGAGUCUUUGUUUGUUAAUCCGCCGUGGACAGUGUGUCGCGAGUAGCGAGAGGAAGUAGUAUUAUUUCAUGUUGCUGUGACGGUCUUCUUUCUUUUUUUUUUUUUUUUUUUUUUUUACUGUUUAAGACCUUGCAUUUCCAUUUGAAGUGGGGAAUUAAAGAUUAAAAGCAACGUGGAGUUUUACUUGUAAUUCAUCAUUUCCAUUUGGGUUGGCUCAAGUCUCUUCCUCUUUUACCUUUCUCUCUCAUUCUUUCUCCUUAGCCGUAUAGAUAUUGAGAUAGGGAUAGCUAGUAUAUCUAUAUUCUAUAGAAAGAGAAGGAGAAGGCCACCAGCAGAGCAGCCUUGCUUGUUUUUUCUUUCGUUUUUUCCAACCAUAUGUUGUCGUCCGUCCUUGGGUGGAAAGGAAACGCUUGGACUUUUUGAGUCUUCAAUAAUCUUCUACGAUCCAACAAAACAGCUAAACAAACUAUGCCUGCUUCCAAAAUUCUAGCUAGAUCGACGAUCUUCUUCUCCUCCUGCAGUCUUUUGCUUGCUGCCUCCACUGAUCGAUCUCAGAGAAGUUAAAUACAUAGUAGCUGCUGCUGCUGCUGCUGCUUCUGCUUAAUUCUUUCUAAAGUUGUCUUCUCUGGAAAGUGUAUGUGGGUGUCCAGAAACAAGAAACAAAUGUGCAUUUUUUCUUUGUUGAAGGAGUGUCACUAAGCUGGACUUCACGGAAUUGAUAAUGUGUUUAUAAGGCAUGCAGGCCGGUGCAAAAACGCAUCUGACUGCUUGUACCAUUGCCUGCCUCUCUACUUUGUAUCUACUCACGAGUCACGACUGCUUCCUCAUCAAUAGUAGUCUCAUGAGUCUUCUCGCUCUCUCGUGGUUGUUUGUUUCAUUCCCUAAAUCCCUAGCUAGGACUUAGGAGGAGCAAGAGCAAGAGCAAGAGCAAGCAAGACCAGAUCCAGACACGGAUCCAGCAGAGGAAUCAAGAAAAAAGAAAAGCGAAGUGGUUCACAUUCUCUCGUGUACCGUCAUUUCCGAUUAAGAGGGAGGGGGAUCGCAGAGAGAGAUAGAGAGCAAGGAGAACUGUCUCGUCUCAAGAAUCCGAGACCAAAAACAUGUUCUACCUUAUUAUUAGUCACUCUCUCCAUCUCCUCUAAUUCUUCUCUCCCUAGCUUGUCCUUUCCUUCUUUUGGUCGUUUAGAGAGAGAGAGAGAGAUGGAUAUUUCCAACGAAGAAGCUGGAGAUCAGAUCCCAAUUCCAAUAAGCAGCAGUAGUUAUGGUGGUGGAGGGGGACAAGGUCGCGGUCACAUGAUCCAUCAUCAUGAACCAACUCCUCAUCCUAAUCCCCACUACCACAUCAUUAAUCCUUCUUCUUCAUCAUCACCACCACAGUUGCCGUCCAAUGGCACCAUAACCCCCCAAGCCCUCGAGGAUCACAUGCCUAAUUACAAGAAAGUGGUGAUCAGAUACAGGGAAUGCCUCAAGAACCAUGCAGUGGCCAUGGGUGGGAACGCUACGGAUGGGUGUGGAGAGUUCAUGCCUAGUGGAGAUGAGGGCACCCUCGAAGCCCUCAAAUGCUCAGCCUGCAACUGCCACAGAAACUUCCACAGGAAAGAGAUUGAAGGUCAUCAUGACUCCUCCUCCAGCGACUGCUACCACUACCACCACCCGCAUCUCAGCAGGAAGCUCAUUCUGGGCCCAAGCCCCUACAAGGGUGGUGGUGGUGCUGCUGCUAUGUUGUGCACUGCUGAGGCCUUGGGUUAUCACACCACUACUGGAGGAGCUCUCCUACACUUAUCAUCGAGGGCAGCGCAAGCUCAUUCAUCCCAUCACCACAUGAUAAUGUCCUACAACAUGGGUGGGGGUGGGGGUGGGCGUUCCCUCCCUUCAGAGUCUGAUGACCAGCAGGAGGAGGAGGGUAAUGGAGGGAUUAAUGUCCCAAUUAGGCCACCGAGCCAGCUGGUGAAGAAGCGGUUCAGAACCAGGUUCACCCCAGAACAGAAGGAGAAGAUGCUCAACUUUGCAGAGAAGGUAGGGUGGAGGAUGCAGAAGCAAGAGGAGGCUGUGGUGCAGCAAUUCUGCCAAGAGAUUGGGGUCAAGAGGAGAGUCCUCAAGGUGUGGAUGCACAACAACAAGCACAACUUGUCCAAGAAGAAUGCGACACUACUCUCCUGAUACUCUACUACUGCUCCUCCUAAUUAAUUAAUUUCCUUCUCUUAAUUAAUCGAUCUGUGCUUCCAUCUUCCUUCUUGGUCACUGAUGAUGUACAAGUCUGCUAGCUUCUAGUUCUAUAAUUUUUUCUUUUUUUUUUUUUCCCUCUCUUGUUUGAGUAGUACUACUGCCCCCCUCCCCUUGUUCGUUCGGAUUCUCUUUAAUUAGUCUUAUAUAUUAUUGGCAAUGUAAUGUGGUUUAGCUAGGUAACUAAGAUUUGGUCUGAGAGAGUUUGAGCUGAGUGUUGAUAUCAAAUGUUUGUUAGUUUAUCCAGAAUAUAAUCGAUCGGGAUAUUUGGAUUCGGUACUGUUUACUCUAA